AUGUGUUGGCGCAGCCACGACGUGCAUGGAGUGUCACGAUGGCACAGUCAGCUGUGGCUGGUGGAAUAUUUACUUCUCGGAGGCAACAGAGAGAGAGAGCUGCUGCUGCUGCUGGCGUCGUUGCUGCCUUUUGUGGCUUCCCAUGCCGAUUAUUGUCUGUCCGCUGAUCAUGGGUGGCAUGCCUCCACUAGUGACGUCGUCUGCAGGCAUUUCACAGCACCAGUGAAACACACAUCACGUCGCAUGCUUUGGCUGUGGAUAUGGUGUCGUGCAUGCAGCCGGCAUUAUUUUGCCCGACUCCUUUUCACUGUCUUGCGACAAAUAGAUGCGUCGCCGCCCGAGUCAUUCACUGCAGCUCCGUGUGCUGUGCUGCCAGCACAAUACUCUCUUGUUGUCUGGCGCCUGGCUGACAGUCAAGCACCACUGCGUUGGGACAUGCAAGGAUGUGGACUGCCGCUCACGGUGUUGGGCACCGCUGUUUGGAUGCGGCGGCCACACGAGCGGAUGUAUUGUGGCACAAUCAAAUGCGUGAAAUACGCGGAAUCACAGCGGCUGCAAUAUUAUCGACGGUGUGGCACCACGGGGAAUGUGUGA
Molecule: messenger RNA, 594 nt
Organism: Trypanosoma cruzi
Lineage: Eukaryota; Euglenozoa; Kinetoplastea; Trypanosomatida; Trypanosomatidae
Exons: 1
Coding region: 1-594 (197 amino acids)
Source: RefSeq, a predicted model, not a curated record